This is a messenger RNA of Talpa occidentalis (Iberian mole), 2807 nucleotides long. RefSeq names its product macrophage scavenger receptor 1 (gene MSR1). The coding region runs from base 102 to 1253 and encodes 383 amino acids. NCBI's taxonomy places the organism in Eukaryota, Metazoa, Chordata, Mammalia, Eulipotyphla, Talpidae. Gene Ontology annotation, biological process: receptor-mediated endocytosis. The transcript is spliced from 10 exons. The record is from RefSeq and is a predicted model, not a curated record. Gene Ontology annotation, molecular function: scavenger receptor activity. Gene Ontology annotation, cellular component: membrane.
UUUUUUUGUUUUUUGUUUUUUGUUUUUGUUUUUAAGGAAAGCAGAGGAUAUAUUCUAAAAAUGGUAACAAUGUAGAUGGGCAUUUGGUGAUCAAUGGACAAAUGGUGGCAUGGAUGGCUGACAGGCCACAAAAUAUAUCCUUUUUUUUUUCUGAGAACGCAGCUAAUCAGUUGUUUUCUGUCACAGAAAAAUAUUUCAUUAGAAAUAUGGAACAGUGGGAAGGUUUUCCCAACCAUCAGGAGGACAUUGAUAGCUGUUCAGAUUCUGUGAAAUUUGAUGCUCACACAAUGACAGCUUUGCUUCCUCUGAGUCCUAAAAAUGGCCAUGCCCUUCAGGAGAAACUGAAGUCCUUCAAAGCUGCACUAAUUGCCCUUUAUGUCCUUGUGUUUGCAGUACUCAUACCUGUCAUUGGAAUAAUGGCAGCUCAAUUCCUGCCUUGGGAAAUGAAGAAUUGCUCAGUCAUUUCAAAGAAUGUGAAUGGCGUAUCUCAAAAUCUCACUGGAAUAGGAAACAACUAUGAAGAUGAAAUGAGAUUUCAAGUUGCAGAGAAAAUGAACAACAUGGAAAAGAAAAUCCAAUAUAUUUCAGAAUCAGAAUCCAAUCUCGUCAAAUCAGAGAAUUUCCAGAAUUUCAGUAUGAUGAAUGACCAAAGAUUUAAUGAUCUUUUCUUCCAGCUAAGUACCUUGGUUUCCACAGCCAAGGGACAUGGAAACACAAUAGAUGAGAUGUCCAAGUCAUUAAUAAGUCUGAAUACCACAUUGAUUGAUUUGCAACUCAAUAUUGAAACACUGAAUAGCAAAAUCCAAGAGAAUACAUUUAAACAAGGAGAGGAGAUAAAAAAAUUAGAGGAGCGUGUGUACAAUGCAUCAGCAGAAAUUAUGUCUGUGAAAGAAAAACAAGAACAUUUGGAACAGGAAAUAAAAGGAGAAGUAAAACUACUGAAUAACAUCACUAAUGAUCUCAGACUGAAAGACUGGGAACAUUCUCAGACAUUGAAAAAUAUCAGCUUAAUUCAAGGUCCUCCUGGACCCCCGGGUGAAAAAGGAGAUAGAGGCCCCAUGGGACCAACUGGUAGAGAAGGCCUUCCAGGUGCAAUAGGACCUCCAGGUCUCAAAGGUGAUCGAGGAGUAUCUGGUUUUCGCGGAUCUCCAGGAGCUCCAGGACUAAUAGGGAGGCCGGGAAGACAAGGAAAUCCUGGACAAAAAGGGCAGAAAGGGGAAAAAGGGGGUGGAAGCGUAACAGGCAUGAUUUAACUGUAAUAAAAAUAAUCAUCGAUUUCCUUUUAUAUAUGUAUCAAGACCAGUACAACCCCCUGAUCAUAUUAGGGCAGGACCCUUCUAAGAUCAGGUGGUUGGGCAGGAUACCUUCUGCUGCCAUCUCAUUAAAAGGCCCUUCACCUCUGGACAAGUCACCAGCACAACUGACUCCAAGAUCCUUUUGUGACUCCUCCAAACAACGUUGGCUCUCGUGUGGUACCCAGCUUCCGCAUGGCAUUUUUCCUGGUCCUUGGUGGUGUUUGAGCUUCUGCCCCCAAGCUCAGACCUCUCCCCAGUACAGCACACCACCAUAACCACCAUCUCUUAGCACCUCCCAUGUAGUGACUGUCAGGCUCCACAAACCAGUACUCAGUCUGUUGCCAUCACUCAUCUAAUGUCUUGCUGAACCCAGUUUAACACAUACAUUUCUAGGAGAAAUCUCAUGAUAUUGAUUAUAUGUGGAGGCUUCACACUAAAAAACAUUAUUAUCAAUCAGAGUUAGGCAUGGCAAAAGAAAAUGCAUUCAUUCACUUAUUCAUUCACUCAGCCUGUGUUCAUUGUGUUGUAUCUCCUGGAGCUGAAUAUUAACAGUUAAAUAAGAUUGUUGCUGUCUUUGAUCUUAUCGAGCUAAUUGUUCAUGUAAAACAUAGAUAUGCAGACAGGAAAUUUUAUAAACAGCAGAGCUGUAUUGUGGGAAGAAUAGGCUUCUACAGGUGUUCAGCAGAGGUCAAGAUUUAAAAUACUUAAGAAAAUUAAAAAUGAAAAUGGAUUUUUAUUUUCUUAAUUUACCUUUCCUUUUAAUUCUCUAAACAAUAGCACUGUUUUUCAUGUUUUAUGGUGAAAUAAAAGAGAGAUUAGGCAGUUCAUUCCACACAUUAAACCAAAAACAAAACAUGUUUUCUAUAAUUACCUGGCCCUUUCAAGCAAAUAUUUUGAUCAUGAAAAGAAAAAAUGCUGUUUUUUUAAAAUUUAAAAAGUUCUUUGUAUUUUAUGCUAUAAAUAUGCAGUAUAGGUCCCACACAUAUGGUGUAGCGUAUAUAGAAUAUAUAAAAUACUAAUGCACUAUAUAUACAUAUAUUUCAUUAUAACUGGAAGUCUUUUGUGUAUAUAAAGGGAUGAAAAUCAGAAAGAAGAAACUGUAGAAAAAUAUGAAUAGGAAAAAUGUGGGAUUCCAUGUUAUUUUUGAGAAUCUUGCUGUAAAUGAGCAGACCACAUUUUAAUAGAUGUCCUUUCCUACAAGAUUUAACACAUAGUUUGCUGAUUCAUAUCAUUCAGAUACUAGUAGAAUUCUAAGUAGUGUGCUUAUGUGUGUCUGUCUUGCCAAACCUCUGUCUCUUCCCUUGUAAAAUGGACAUCUUAACACCUACCUCACAGGGUUGUUGUGAGGACCAAAUAAGAUAUUGUGUGUUUGAAGGUGCAUUGCAAAAUCAUAAAAUGCUUUAAAGACAUAAAAUGUGGUACACAGUAGAUUCUCUCAGCUGGAACUGCUUUCCUCACUGAUAAAAUGCAGACAUUUAAAAUCUGUAAUCAGAAUAGGAAUGAGAGCAAAAU